Molecule: messenger RNA, 1375 nt
Organism: Olea europaea var. sylvestris
Lineage: Eukaryota; Viridiplantae; Streptophyta; Magnoliopsida; Lamiales; Oleaceae
Product: probable WRKY transcription factor 7
Exons: 3
Coding region: 132-1121 (329 amino acids)
Biological process (GO): regulation of DNA-templated transcription
Molecular function (GO): sequence-specific DNA binding; DNA-binding transcription factor activity
Source: RefSeq, a predicted model, not a curated record
UUUAUAACCUUUGCGCAUUUUCAAGUUUCAAUUCUCUUACUUUUCUUCUACACAUCUCUCUCCCAAGUAAAAUUCAAACUCUUCUAAUUUCUUUUUCUGGGUUUUGUUAAUUGUUGAAUGAUCUUGUGAAGAUGGCUGUAGAGUUAAUGCCGGGCUACAGGUUUACGUCGAAAACGGAAGAGAACGCCGCCCAAGAAGCUGCGGCGGCCGGAUUUCAGAGCGUUGAGAAGCUAAUCAGAAUGCUUGCUCAACAAAAUUUCCAAACACCAUCAUCUUCAAAACCUAUGGAUGUAAUUAGAAACGCCGACUGCCAAGCGGUGGCCGACUUGGCGGUGAACAAAUUCAGAAAGUUCAUUUCUUUGCUAGACCGCAACCGGACCGGCCACGCUCGAUUCCGCCGUGGCCCAAUUAAUAUUCAUCAUCCGAAAGCUGAGCCACGAUCUGAACAACUCGGUCCUAAUCAAACCCAGAAUUCUAUGGUGCAUCAGAAUGUCUCAGAGGAAAAGGGAAGGGAAAAUUCUAGUGGAAAAAUUUAUCGACCGACGCCGAUUCAGAAGUUGCCUCCUCUGCCGCCAGUUAAAAAUGGGUCGAUCGAGAGAAAAGAGUCGUCGACAACAAUAAGUUUUGCUUCACCAGCGAGUUCAUUUAUCUCGUCGUUGACUGGAGACACUGACAGUCUUCAGCCUUCUAUGUCGUCAGGGUUUCAGAUCUCUGCCGGCCGUCCACCGCUAUCAACGUCAUCGUUUAAGAGGAAGUGUAGUUCAAUGGAUGAUACAAACACCAAGUGCGGAGGUGGGUCUUCUGCAGAUCGUUGCCAUUGUCCCAAGAAAAGGAAAACAAGGGUUAAGAGAGUUGUUAGAAUGGCUGCUAUAAGCAUGAAGAUGGCUGAUAUUCCACCUGAUGAGUAUUCUUGGAGGAAGUAUGGUCAAAAACCCAUCAAAGGUUCUCCUCAUCCUAGGGGAUAUUACAGAUGCAGUAGCGUACGAGGCUGCACGGCCCGUAAACAUGUGGAGCGGGCUUUGGAUGAUCCAACGAUGCUAAUUGUGACCUACGAAGAUGAACACAAUCAUGCCCAAUCUAAUUCAGAAACACCAGCUGCUCUGAUUCUUGAAUCAUCUUGAUCUGAUCAGAAAGUCGCACAAUCUGACGGCCCAUAUUUGAGAUGAAAGGUCUAAAUAUCGACCGUCGAAGGAGUGGAAAAAGAAGGACCAAUUGGUCAACGCUUUUGAUUCUCCUUUAAUCAACUGGGGUCCAUUUGUUUAUUAUUGUGAGGAAAUUGUGGAGUCGAAUCAUAUGCAAGUUAUGGACUUUUUUUUGCUUCCUCAGGUUGUCAAAUCUUUAUACAUAAUUUUAUUACAAUUACCAUUUUUCUUCA